Molecule: messenger RNA, 2903 nt
Organism: Ilyonectria robusta
Lineage: Eukaryota; Fungi; Ascomycota; Sordariomycetes; Hypocreales; Nectriaceae
Exons: 6
Coding region: 192-2438 (748 amino acids)
Biological process (GO): regulation of DNA-templated transcription
Molecular function (GO): zinc ion binding; DNA-binding transcription factor activity, RNA polymerase II-specific
Source: RefSeq, a predicted model, not a curated record
CGAAGACCAAUUUUCCCUCCUGUUCCAACCCCGCCAUCCAUAUUGCCGCCGAAUAACUACCCCGCCAGAGCCAAUAUUCCCAACGGCUGUAUACCAUCAUUGAGCGUCAUCUGCUCAAUAGUGUCAUAACGAAGCACAGCUCAACAUAGAUCAGCGAGAGCUUCACCACGCGCCGUUUGGCCACCGUUACCAUGGCUGGUAAUGGAUCUCACUCUGGGCGUCUCAGGUCAUUGGAACCCCAGGAUGGAGUGUCUGUGGGCAUUAGCUGGCCACCCCCCAAAACAUACUGCGCAUUGGAUGACCCGGAACUUUGGAAACACUUCCCUGCUUUUGACAUAUUCGACACUAGCAGCAACACAGGCGCUGUUUCAAGCUACCCUAGUAGUCUAGACAUGUCGGGGCUCCCCGAUCUUGCAUGUCAAGAUGAAGAGGUUCAAACACAACCAAACCCGAUGGUGCAACAAGUUGUGCAACAAGUUGUGGGUGCUUUCGAUACAGCCAUCAUUGGAGCUUUGCCUACUGGAACUUCACACAAUCACACGGGCCCCGAUAAGCAACUCGAUAUAGCCGCGACUUGCAAUCGCCUGCCUGCAGUGAAAAAAGAGGGUAUGCAAUCCGACCACUCGUCGUCUACCGGUCCUUUGACAACUCCAUCCGCAUCAUCGGUAAAAUCUGGUAGCUUGGCGAGGAGUUCAUUUGUCAACAACCGGCGGUCUAAUCCUACGAAUCAACACCACUAUCCGCUUGCGAUUCCUCGUGCCGACACAGACGCAAACUCAAGCCGGAGUGAGAUCAGUUUCGCCCGAAGAAAUGACUACGUCCACGCUACGAAGAGCGCUUGUCACUCCCCCUUUCUUUUAUCUUCUUCUGGUCUUACGCCGCCGUCGAAUGGAACGCAACGAACCAUGACCAGCUCAUAUGGCCGAGUGACCCCAGUUAUCGAAAUAACUGCUGCCGAAGAUGACCUUCGACCCGCAAGUACAGACCCUGUUGAAAGCGACUUACAAUCCCACCGCAGACGUUCCCCAGCAUCCAACCUAGGAAAGCGCGAUGAUUUUCUGUGCACUGCUAGUGUAGGAACCUGGAUCCAACCAAAACCAUCACAAUCGGUGGUUUCGAGUUCUGCUUCAGGCUUGGAGCCCUCCCCAAGAAGUCCAACUGCGCCCCCCCUAAAAGGGAAGCGCAAGCGAAAUACAGAAGCCAAACGUGAGAAGAUCAAAUGUGUUAGACAGGCUGGUGCUUGUGUGAGAUGCAGAAUGAACAAAGAACCAUGCGACGAAAACACUCCUUGUGGCCGAUGCACAGCCGUUGCAAACAGGACGAAGCUCUUUAAACAGCCCUGUUUUAGGGCGUCUUUAAACGACGUGAUUGCCUUCAGGGCAGGCAACGCGCGGGCUGGCGAGGCUUGGUCUAAGCCUAUCAGGCCAAACUGGUCCGCAGAGGAUCUUGUUCUCAAGACCGCGACUCUCUACUACCCGUUCAUAAAACCAGGUGCCAGUACAGGGGUUUACCUGUCGAUCCAGUGUCGCAAAUUUCUGCCAGGCCACGAAGACGUGUUGACUGAGCCUUGGGCUCUUCCUAAUGGAGAGGUGGUGACUAUAAAUUCACCCCCAUAUGCCUGCUAUGAUUCGGAUUUGGGCUCUGAUGCUCUCGAGGAAUAUCUUGAGAAAUGCAAGCCCGCUCUCUUAGAAGAGGCCAUGGACAGUCUUAACGAUGAUAUUGUCAAGUCUGGGAUGAUCGAAGCUGAAAGAUACGCCAGCCAGCACCAGGAAUCAGCUGUGUCUCUAGCAAUGAAUAUCAGGGCCGCCACCUACUUCUCCAAGACGCGAAUGUCGAUGGGCGGCCAUAAUACCCUAGGGCUGCCCUACUUUCAAGACCUUCAAGUGCAUAAGAGGGUUCCAAUCCCAGCAGUUCUAGAUUAUCAGCUUGAUUACUUGGCUAUUCAGUGCAUGACGAAACAAAUGCAUAUGAUCACUAAAAGAUUGAAACAGAUAUUAUUUAUUAAGAAUAAUUUCACGCAUUGGUACGAGAUAUAUCUUACGACUUUCGUGCUAUUAUGUAGCCUCGAAACCGUCCACGCCAAGCAGAUUGAGAUACUCGAUCGCUUUGCAGCAAAUGGAAACAGGUCUCCAAGUGUCGAAUCUACAAGUUCGAAAAUGAUCAAGGUGUGGGAAUCUUCUGCCAAAGUUCUCAUUUAUCAUUACCGAGUGGUCUUGAAAGGCAUGGUUCCAUUUUCAGCCCCCUGGGAUGAUGAGCAGACUCAGAGGAUGCGCAAGUGCAGCCUUGAUGACAAAGCACUGGACCACAUCCGCGAAUUGCAAUUGCUUAUCAAGGACCGCGAUGCCGAAUUGCAGAAGGUUAGUCGAGAGGAUCUCACCAACUCUCGGGCCAAGCCGCUCGUAUGGAUCUCGCAAUUGUAUGUGGAUGGCGAAUCCUGAAUAUUCCCCGUGAGGGCAUCACAAGUAAGAGCAGAGGAGGGACCCAAACCCACUGCAUUCCGUAUGGAACGCGCCAGCCCGCGUUGCCCGGGAGGUUCAGGGAGCCACGGAGAUGUUAUAUCGGUUCUCCCCUCUUGUCUGGCAGUGUUGUGGGGAAUACUAUAUGAGCAGGUUGGCCGAGCUUUUACGUUGGAUGUGAGAAUAAAUGGGGUGGGGGGAUGUGACGUUUGCCUGAUUCACUUGGGGACCAUGAGUGGUUGAACACUUUCAUAGGAAGGACCCCGGAUCCUAGGGGAGUUACUCAUUGACAUGUAUCUUUCACAGAUGCAUUUAUGAAUCAUUUUUCGGGAAGCAAAUAAAAGCAGUUAUGUUCAAUCUCAACUAAAAUCGGACAGAGUUACAGUAAAGAAAAGAAAGAAAGAAAGAAACGGCUCACAAUUCUUAAGGAAAUGUUAUACAUCAACA